This is a messenger RNA of Candida dubliniensis CD36, 2742 nucleotides long. RefSeq names its product Pga25p (gene PGA25). NCBI's taxonomy places the organism in Eukaryota, Fungi, Ascomycota, Pichiomycetes, Serinales, Debaryomycetaceae. The record is from RefSeq and is a predicted model, not a curated record. The coding region runs from base 1 to 2742 and encodes 913 amino acids. The transcript has a single exon.
AUGAAAGUAACAACUGUCAGUUCGGUGUUACUAACAGUCACUGCAGUGACCAAUGCAACUGAAAUUGACAAAAGAAGUUUUUUUGGUGAUCUUUUUUCAGGAUUAACUGGGAGUAAAGCAGCUGCUCCUGCUGCUCCUGCUGCUGCCGUCCCAGCUGCCGCUCAGUCAUCAGUGUCAUCGGCCCAACCAACUACUACAGCUGCAGCCUUACAGCCUGAUGCCCAGAAUAAUGUGCUUUUAGAUUCAUCAAACAGCACCUCCAUUCAAAGCUCAACGAAAUCUUCAACAACCACUCAUUCCACAGCUGGUUUAUUAGAUAAUUUGUUAGGAUCAAGCAGUGAAUCGAUCACUCAUUCCUCGUCUGAUUUAUUAGGAUCAAGCAGUGCAACAGCCACACGUUCCUCCACUGGUUUAUUAGAUAGCUUGUUAGGAUCAAGCGGUCCAACAAGCAGUGAAUCAAGUGAAGCUUCAAGUGAAUACUUAUCAAGUAGCUCAUCAACUACCAAACGACCAACUGCUGCUGCUAAAGGUUUUUUCGAUGAUUUAUUUGGCACUCAAGCAAGUGCAUCUGAAACUGACGAUGAAGAUUGUGUUGAGGAAACUGAGAGUCCAACUUCAAACAAUAUUGGCUCUAAAACAAAAACUGUGAGCCCAACACAAAGCUCCAACAAUGUUGGCUCUGAAACAGAAACUGGUUCUAGUACUACCACUAGUGGUGGUGGAGGUUUCCCAGGCAUUUUGUCGGAUCUCUUUCCUGGCAAUUCCAAAUCCAAAUCUUCAAGUGUUCCAAGUUCCAGUGCUGAAGAGGAUGACGAAGAGUGUGAAGAUCCAACCGAUUCCGUAGCCUCGAAUUCUAAUCCUACUGGAGGAAUAUCAUUUCCUAGCAUUCCAAUUCCAAGCUUGCCAUUUCCUCAUAGUGAAGAAACAGGGGUGUUGUCCAGCCAAACAGGUGUACCAAAAAGUACUUCUUCUGAGGAAGAUGAUGAUGAAACCGAUUGUGAGACCGAAACGCCAAUUAUUCCAACCAUCAUUCCUACAGGAUCUGUCCUUCCAACCAUCAUUCCUACAGGAUCUAUCCUUCCAACCGGAUCUAUCCUUCCAACCAUCAUUCCAACUGAUUCGGUCACUCUCCCAUACAAUUCUAGUUCUAUUGCUGGUACAUCUUCUGUUAGCUCCGAAGAAGACGAUGAUGAAACUGAUUGUGAGACUGACAUACCAACUGGAACAGCCACUGUCAUUCCAACUGGUUCAGUAACUAUCAUUCCAACUGGCUCUGGUUCUAUCACUGUUCUUCCAACAAAGUCAGUUCCAACUAGUUCCGAAGAAGAAGACGACGAGACUGAUUGUGAGACCGACAUACCAACUGGAACAGCCACUAUCAUCCCAUCUGGCUCAGUAACUAUCAUUCCAACUGGUUCAGUAACUAUCAUUCCAACUGGUUCUGGUUCUAUCACUGUUCUUCCAACAAAGUCAGUUCCAACUAGUUCCGAAGAAGAUGACGACGAAACUGAUUGUGAGACUGAUAUUCCAACGAUCAUCCCAACAAGGUCGGUGACUAAAACAUUUACCUCUGAUGGUGUUCCAACCACACAAACACUCACUACCAAAUUGCCGGGAACGACCAAUCAACACACUGAAACUGAAGUUGUUUCCAUCACAUAUACUGGUGGUGGUCAAACCUUUACCACAUACCUUACACAAUCCGGUGAAAUAUGUGAUGAAACUGUUACUUUGACAAUCACUACUACUUGUCCUCUGACAACUGUUGCUCCAGGUGGUCAGAUUUAUACAACCACUGUAACUGUUAUUACCACACACACUGUUUACCCAGAUGAUUGGGAAGAUGAUGGUUACGAAGAUGAAGGGGGUUCUUCAGGUGGCUCUUCAGGAAGCUCUUCAGGAAGCUCUUCUAAUAAUGAUGAUGACGAAUGGGAAUGGUAUGAAGAAGAUGAUGGUAAUUGUGUUCCAAGUGGUGGUUCAAGUUCUGGUUCAAGUUCUGGUUCAAGUUCUGGUUCAAGUUCUGGUUCAAGUUCUGGUUCUGGCACAGGCUCUUGGUGGGGUUCUGGUGCUGGUUCUGGCUCAAGUUCUGGCUCAAGUUCUGGCUCAAGUUCUGGUUCAAGUUCUGGCUCAAGUUCUAACUCUGGAUCUAGCUCAAGUUCUGUUUCAGGUUCUUCAUCUGGUUCUGGUGGUAGUUGGUGGGGUGGUUCUGGAAAUGAUUACGUUUGUCCAGGAGAAGAUGGCUACGACGAUGAAGAGCCAGAUAAUGGCGGCAGCGGAAGCGGCUCAAGCUCUGGUUCUAGUGGUAGCUGGUGGGGUAGUUCUGGCUCUAGCUCUAGCUCUGGUUCAACUUCAGUUACUGGCGGAUCGUCUGGAGGUAGCUGGUGGGGUGGAUCUGGAAACGAUUACGUUUGCCCUGGAGAAGAUGGAUACGAUGAUGAAGGAGAAGAUGAUCAUCCAACAACAACGGCAGCACCAGAAGACUGUGAAGAUGAGGAUGACAGUUGGGACGAUGAUGAAGAUGACUGUGACACACAAGCUGCUAAGGAAGUUGUUAAUUCAGUUACUGUUGCUGCUGAAAGUGUUUACCCAUCAUCCACUGCUGCCAACAGUUUAACCACAUCAUGGAUUUCGUCACAAGUUACCAAUCAAUCAGUUACCCAGAUUGAAAACAUUGGUGCCAAGGUUCAUACCGGUGGACUUUUUGUUGCUCUUCUUGGAUUGUUGACAUUAUUGUUGAUAUAA